This is a messenger RNA of Manihot esculenta (cassava), 2241 nucleotides long. Its product is annotated as ATP-dependent 6-phosphofructokinase 5, chloroplastic. The record is from RefSeq and is a predicted model, not a curated record. Lineage: Eukaryota; Viridiplantae; Streptophyta; Magnoliopsida; Malpighiales; Euphorbiaceae. Bases 257 to 1849 code for a protein of 530 amino acids. Gene Ontology annotation, biological process: glycolytic process; fructose 6-phosphate metabolic process. Gene Ontology annotation, molecular function: 6-phosphofructokinase activity; ATP binding. Gene Ontology annotation, cellular component: cytoplasm. The transcript has 13 exons.
CGAAACCGCCGUAGCUUGCCCUUCUGUUUUAUAAGAGACCAAAGGUGGUAGCAUCAGUCGGAGAAGUCAAGGCCCCGUUGAACUUCUACGAGCGGCAACUUCACUCUGACAGAUUCUUGGAUGUUUACGUCUUCUGCCGUUUUUCUUGUUACUCUUUCCCUCGUUCGCUUCGCUCUUUUCCCCUACAUUAUUCAUCCUCACCAACCACCUCUCAAUACUCUCUUCUACUUGAAAUUAAGAACAAUCUCUGCGUUUCAUGGACUCUAUCUCGCGUUCUGCGAUCGCCGGCCCCACAUUCACUGCCUCCCUUCGCUGUCAUCGCUCCCAUGGCUUCUCCUUCCUAAAUUCUCGCGUUCCGAGUCCCACUUUACGCAGAGUCGCCAAACGAGGUAGCAUAUUUGCAGAGAUUCAGAAGCAGAGUCCGGCGAUUGAUUUCAGUGAUCCUGAUUGGAAAAUCAAAUACCAGACUGAUUUUGAACGGAGAUUUAAUAUCCCUCAUAUCACUGACUUGUUUCCUGAUGCUGAGUCCAUUCCCUCCACGUUCUGUCUCAAGAUGAGGACUCCGGUGUUAGAGGACUUUGCUGAUGGUUAUCCAUCUGACGAGGAGUGGCAUGGCUACAUUAACAAUAAUGACAGGGUGCUUUUGAAGGUCAUACGUUUCUCGUCUCCAACAUCUGCUGGAGCUGAGUGCAUUGAUCCUGGUUGUACUUGGGUUGAACAAUGGGUUCAUCGUGCUGGGCCUCGGGAAAAAAUAUACUUCAAACCAGAAGAAGUAAAGGCAGCUAUUGUAACUUGUGGUGGGUUAUGCCCUGGUCUCAAUGAUGUCAUCAGACAGAUUGUAAUUACCCUUGAAAUAUAUGGCGUCAAAAAGAUAGUGGGAAUUCCUUUUGGUUAUCGAGGAUUAUCUGACAAUGAUUUGAGUGAAAUGCCGCUAUCAAGGAAAGUAGUUCAAAAUAUUCAUCUUUCUGGUGGAAGCUUGUUAGGAGUUUCGCGUGGAGGACCUAGUGUUAGUGACAUGGUGGAUUGUAUGGAGAAAAGAGGAAUCAACAUGCUUUUUGUGUUAGGUGGGAAUGGUACACAUGCUGGAGCUAAUGCAAUACACAAUGAGUGCCGUAAACGAAGGUUGAAAGUGGCUGUAGUUGGUGUUCCAAAAACUAUAGACAACGAUAUUUUGUUGAUGGACAAAACUUUUGGUUUUGACACUGCUGUUGAAGAAGCACAGAGAGCAAUAAAUUCUGCAUACAUUGAGGCACAUAGUGCUUAUCACGGUAUUGGAAUUGUGAAAUUGAUGGGUCGUAGCAGUGGAUUUAUAGCCAUGUAUGCAGCCCUAGCUAGUGGACAAAUUGAUAUAUGUUUGAUUCCAGAGGUACCAUUUCAUUUACAUGGGCCUCAUGGUGUUUUGAGGCAUUUGAAAUACCUAAUUGAGAAAAAGGGAUCAGCUGUUGUUUGUGUGGCAGAGGGAGCUGGACAGAGUUUCCUUGAGAAAACUAAUGCUACUGAUGCAUCUGGAAACAUUGUGCUCGGAGAUAUUGGGGUGCACAUUCAACAAGAGACAAAAAAAUAUUUUAAGGAGAUUGGAGUUCAUGCUGAUGUGAAGUAUAUUGAUCCAACGUACAUGAUCCGUGCAUGUCGCGCAAAUGCAUCAGAUGGAAUCUUAUGUACUGUUCUUGGACAAAAUGCCGUGCACGGAGCAUUUGCUGGAUACAGCGGAAUUACAGUAGGAAUUUGCAACACUCACUACGUCUACUUUCCCAUUCCUGAAGUUAUUUCUUAUCCCAGAGCCGUAGACCCUAACAGCCGCAUGUGGCAUCGUUGCUUGACUUCAACAGGCCAGCCUGACUUUAUCUAAUUUUCUUAUGCCUUACUAAUUUAUGCUAAACAGCUAAGAAACCAGAGUUUCAAAAAGUUCAUUGAAAGUUCAUAAUACCAGCUUUGGAGGGCUGCCAGUCAGCUACAGAUUUUUCAUCAACACAGACUCUUGAAAUAAUUGAGAGGAUGAAGUUUCCUCUUAUAUGGAAAAUUUAUGCAGGGUGUAGUGUUUCGGUGCCAGUUUUAGAAUUCAAAAAGGCAACAUAGUAAUAAAAUGUUGUGGGAAAAUCAUCCAAACGAUUUGUGCUUGACAUAUAAAUUCUGAUUCAAUUGUGUAACAUUUCUGUAACUAUAUUUAUAUAUAAAAAUUUUGGCAGUUCAUCAUGUGAAGUAGACCUCUGCUGAAAUUUUAAUUAUCCUUGAAAUUUGUCA